AUGGAAACGGAUGCGGAAAAACCAAAACCAACUGAGAAUAGUAAUACGGUAAGAUUUAUAUUUUUCCGAAAGCUUCUGAGAACGCGGAGAACGAUGCGGAAGCUUUUUAGUCAAAAAUACAUCGAACAUUUCUGUUUGGAGCUCAAAAUUGGUCGAUUUUCAUGAUAUUCAGCUCAAAAAUUCCCAAUUUAAUAGAUUUUUGACCAAAAAUCCAGUUUUCUAGCUUCAAAUCCAUCAAUUUUAAUAAUUCCUAUCUUAAAAUCCCCAAUUUUCCAGCUCUACCGUCUAUUCCUCGUCAUCUUCGGCCUAAUAAUAAUCUUCAUCUUCGCAGCGCCACAAGAAUUCGAUAAAAUCCUCAAAGAAAUCCUUCCACCCUCCACAACAGAUGGACCUGGAUUUCCGAUUUCCCCAAAACCUCAUCCAAAAAUCCUGGCAAAUGGCUACAAAACCGAUGAUUCAACAAUCUUCCGCCUCCCAAAUCUCAUUUCUCCGAUCGAAUAUGAAUUAACGAUUCAAGCAUUCCUGCCAGGUUUCGGAUAUCAAGCUGAUUCAAGAAAUAUGACAUUCGAGGGAGAAGUUCUGAUCAAAUCCGAAGUUCUCGAAUCUACUAAUCAGAUUUUUCUCCAUGCUCAGGAAUUGAAUAUUCUUCAAGUUAAAAUAAUGGGCGAGGAAAAAGCUGAAGAACUUCAAGAAGUUAUAAUUCAUCGCAACUAUAUUGAGAUCAAAUUAGCUAAGGAUCUGGAGAGAUCUUCAAAGAUCACAAUAUUCGUCAAAUAUUUCGCUAAACUUCGAAAUGAUUCAAAAGGCUUCUACGAUACCACUUAUAUCGAUGAAAAUGGGCAACCUAGAGUAGCAGUUGUCACACAAAUGGAGCCGGAUUCUGCAAGACUUGCAGUUCCAUGUUUCGAUGAGCCAGCUUAUAAAGCAGUUUGGAAGAUGACUAUAAUUCAUCCGAUUGGAACACAAUCUCUCUCGAAUAAUGAUCUAAUUGAUACAAAAGAGUAUGACAAUGAAUUUCUCAUUUCAACAUUCCUCGAUUCGCCAAAAAUGUCAUCAUAUCUUCUAGCAUUCUUUAUAUCCGAUUUCGCGCAUAUCCAAACCUACACAAGAGCAGGAAUUCGUGUGAGAGUUUGGGCGAGAGCUGAAGAGAUCAAGAAUAUGGAGAUGGCUUUAAUAUCAGCCGUGAAGAUAAUCGAUAAAUUCGAGGAUGAUUUUGGUGUGGCGUAUCCGAUGACGAAAUUAGAUAUGGUUGAAGUCAAGGUUUUUGAGGCAGGAGCGAUGGAGAAUUGGGGAUUAGUGACGUAUCGCGAUGGAUGUUUGGGGUAUAAUGAGAAGUUGGAUAAUUUGAGAAGGAAGAGAUUUGUGAGAAUUAUUAUUGCACAUGAAUUAGCGCAUCAGGUGAGCAUUUUCGCAUCUUCUGCUUCAGGAGCCACGCAGAUUACUAUGACGUUUGAGAUAUCAUUGUAAUCCACGUGGCUACUAAAGCGGAAAAUACCACCGCUUAACUUUUAAAAAAAAUCCGAAAUUCCAGUGGUUCGGAAACCUGGUUACAAUGGAAUUUUGGACUAGAAUUUGGCUCAACGAAGGAUUUGCGACUUUGUUUGAAUUGACUGGAGCUGAUGUGGCAGCAAAAAUGAAUUACAACGAGGUUGGAUUUUUUAGAUAGAUUUUGAAUGACAAAUUUUUCAAGAUCUCGUCAUAGGCGGUCCAAAAAAGUCCAUUGUUUUUCAGCGCAAUCAUUUCUUGCUCGAAGUUCAAAAUGACGCCCUCCGCUACGAAUAUCUCAGCCUCUUCCAACCAAUCGAUUUGCCAAAUCAUCCAAUGACUUUCGAACUCAAAAAAUCCGACAAAAUUGGCACAUUUUUCAGUGGAAUCAGUUAUCAAAAGGCCGCUUCAGUCUUAUCAAUGAUUCGAAAAGUUGUCGGAAAAUCGGUAUUCGAUGAAGGACUUCGCAAUUAUUUGAAAGAAAAUCAAUAUAAAAAUGUGGUUGAUGAGGAAUUAUACAAACAUCUUCAGAAAUCAUAUGAUCGACAGAAUAAUCAAGUGGAAAGCUUAAAUAUUGAAAGUUUUGCGAAAUCCUGGACAACUAAGACAAUGUUCCCUGUAGUUUUUGUGAAAAAAAUUGCUGAAGAUCAAGUUGCACUAAAACAAUUUGUAUUCGCUAAACAAAAUGAGACAAUUCAAAUGGUAGAUAUGGAAGAAGCUUGGGAUAUUCCAAUUUAUUAUCAAAGAGAGUUGGGAAAAACCGAAUUUUUAUGGUUGAAAAAGGAUCAUGUUAUUAUCGAAAAUGCUAAAUUUGUUGUCUUGAAUGUGGAUUCAGAUGCAUUGUAUCGUGUAAGAUAUGAUGAUGCACUUUGGCAAAUUAUUUCUGAGCAAUUAAAUCAAGAUGAUUCGAUGUUUUCGGUGCAAACAAAAUAUCGAUUGGUUUCAGAUUCCACAGUUUUUAAUCAGGAAUUGGCGAUUGUUGAAUAUUUGAAGAGGGAAACAGAGAAAUUGCCGAUAAUACCGUAUAUUGUGGCUAUCAGCUCGAAAGAGCAAUUUGAUGAUUUUUAUAAGGAUAAAAAAGUUGGAGGAGCGUUGGAAAAAUGUUGUGGAGAAUUAUGCGAAUGAUGAGAAGAUUCAUGAAGUGUGAGUUUUUUUGGAACGAUGGGAAAAGUUCUAGUAGGCCUUCUAGAAAGCAUUACCCAAUGCAUGUUAUAGCAAAUCGUUCUCGUGUUUAAGAAGCCCGUGAAAAAAUCAACUAAUUUUUUCAAUAAGUUUUUCUCGAAUUUCAGCGAGCUCGACUAUAACACAAUCGUAACUCAAUGCAAAUUCCAAAAUUGUCUCCCAAUAGUUCAAAAAUUCAUCGAUCAAAUGAAAACAUGCGGUCCCACUCAACAAAUCUCGCAAUGCUCUACAGUACCAGCACAACUUCGUGAACUGGUAUACUGUGUUGGCAAAAAGUAUGACGUGGAAUUCAAAGAACUUGUUGAAAAAUGGAGAUUGGUUGAGAGAAGAGCAUCAGAAGUUUAUUAUUUCGAUAGAAUCGAAAAAUGUUCGCCUAAAGAAUAUGAACGAAAAUCGGCGGGAGCUCGUACUAAGCACAACUUUGAGAUGGAACAAUAUGAGGAAAUGAUGAAGGAAUUGAGAUAUCGUGGAAUUCAUUGA
Messenger RNA from Caenorhabditis angaria, 3147 nucleotides. NCBI's taxonomy places the organism in Eukaryota, Metazoa, Nematoda, Chromadorea, Rhabditida, Rhabditidae. The record is from the annotation of a GenBank genome assembly.